AUGAAAAUCAGUGCAAUCUAUGUGCUUACUGGACUGAUAGUUGCUAUGAGUGCAACUCCGAUUGAUCCAGCAGUUCGUGAUUUAUUUAGUGAUGAGCCACAAAGAAACAUGUAUCAAGAUCAAGCUGCGUAUCAAGGUGAUGUAGUACUUGAUCCACCAGAAUUUGACGAGUCUCCAGAUCAACAGUCAAAUGAUAUCGAGGCAGUGCGUGAUGCUUCUCAAGAAGAUGGUGAUUUACCGUAUUCAAUAGCAGAUGGUCAAUCUAAACCAAUCAGACAAACAAAAGUUCCAUACACUCGGUUGGCUCAGUCCACAUCUAGACAAGCAAGUAUUCGCUCUCAAGUCGAGGCAGAUGAUCAGGCAUGCAAACAAACAACCCAAUAUCUUUCUAUUCUAGAUAAAAAUCUGGGAAUUUUUUUGGAAAUAUGGGAUUUAUUUCAAGAGAAACGCAAAGAGGCUUAUCAGGAAGGUCCUGGUGAGCAUCGUAAUCGUGCGGUACUGGAAAAAUACAAACUAGGCAUUACACUGCGUAAAGCUGGAGAAUGUUACAAACAAGUGGCUUAUGAAUCACGUAGGCGCAAGUGUGCUAACAAGGCAGUUGGAUAG
This is a messenger RNA of Batrachochytrium dendrobatidis JAM81, 606 nucleotides long. RefSeq lists its product as uncharacterized. NCBI's taxonomy places the organism in Eukaryota, Fungi, Chytridiomycota, Chytridiomycetes, Rhizophydiales. Bases 1 to 606 code for a protein of 201 amino acids. The transcript has a single exon. The record is from RefSeq and is a predicted model, not a curated record.